This is a messenger RNA of Enterobius vermicularis (human pinworm), 234 nucleotides long. The record is from the annotation of a GenBank genome assembly. Lineage: Eukaryota; Metazoa; Nematoda; Chromadorea; Rhabditida; Oxyuridae.
AUGUACAUCAUAAAUGCAAACAUUUUCGUCAUCCAGCCAGUGGUGAGUGAUCUUCGCAUUUCAGAGUUGUUUGGCAAUGAUGUAAAAGUUGGAUUGCAGCAGCAGUUGCCGUCAUCUGCUAAAAGCUUUGUCACUCAGUACAGCGGAUUGAAGAAGGUUGGGAAGGGAAAGGGAGAGUCAAACGUUUGCGCAUGUAACGGCGCAGACAACGGGCGUCCUUCUCUACGUAAUUAA